Paramuricea clavata is the source of this 35538-nucleotide messenger RNA. The record is from the annotation of a GenBank genome assembly. Lineage: Eukaryota; Metazoa; Cnidaria; Anthozoa; Malacalcyonacea; Plexauridae.
AUGGGUCGUCAAACGUUUCAGGUAGACAAGACCAGAUAGUGGCACUAAUAUCAAAAAUUAAAUUCCUUGUACCGAGACAAUAAAACGGUUUCAUUCGAUUGAAUAAGUUGAAAUGAAAAGGCGCGUUGAAAUGAAAAGGCGCGUUUGCUUUUUGAUACUAAUAGACACCUUAAGAUUGACGUUUAUUUUAUUUACGCCUAACCGCAAACCGCGGUUUGCCGUUAGCGGUUUCACGUUUGCCGUACUUGCAAAUAUGAAAUUAAGAUUGACGUUUUUCUUCGCGUUCAAUUUUUUUCCGUCGAAACUAUAGUAUAGGAUCCAUUUGAAUUGUGCCAUCCUGUCAAAAAAACAAAUGUCAUUACCAAUUUGAAUUGAAAUAUGAAAGUAUAAAUGUAAGUAAGAAAUAUGCAAGUCAGUGUUUAAACACGGACUGUGAAAAGGUCAUCAGUGAUUUUGAACUUGCUUUAUCGUGAAUGUUCAAAUGUAAACGUUUAUUUAUUAAAACGAUUCAAAACACGACUUAAAAUAAAGCACUCAGAAUAUGAAAAAUUUCUCGUUAAAAACAACUUUUAUCCAUCCAAAUCAAAGAUAAGAUGCAUAUUUGUCUUAAUAUAUGUCAUAUACGUGCAAUGAAGUAAUAACAGUUGAAUAAAAUGCUGAAGUAAAUCACUUACCUGUAGAAUGCACUCUUGAGGUUUAAAACGUGAGCGAUUUAUGGCAAACGUGACGGCAAGCUCCUGGUCACGUGGUUUCUAGUGGUUUAGCGGUUAGACGUUUGCGAAAAAUACGUCAAUCUUAAGGUGUCUAAUGACUAUUGGAAUGUUCGCUAAUGAAGUUACGGUUGAUUUUUCAUGCAUGUCUGUUAAAUAUUUAAUUGACCAUCAAUAUCAGAGGUUAUGCAUAAAGGAGAUAAGAUCUUGUUGUUUGAGUAAGAUCACUAAAUAAGAACUUGUUGUUUGAAUAUUAGGUAAAACAAGAGCAAAUCAAGAAGUUGACAGUUACAGUUGUCAAAGCAAGUGAUAUCAGCGUUGAAGGAUUCCUGACGCAAUGUGAGUGAAACCAAUGCAGAAUCCGUGCCUCUAUUAUGAACAAAUCUUUACGUUUCAAUAACUUAAUAAUUUUUUUCUGUUCUAGGGGAAAGACCAGAUCCGUAUGUGAUGUUGAGAGUUCGUACCAGUCCUAACAGCAAGCAACAGACGACGGUCAAGUCUGAUACAUACAACACAGUCUGGAAUGAAAACUUUACAUUUUACUUGAAUCAUGACAAGAAAAAUACACUGGGUAUGCGUGUGCAUGGAUUUUUACACCCUCCCCCACCCCCCUCCAAUAUAGAAUUAGGUUUUUACCAUGAAUGGAUGGUGUCUCUGCAAUAUUUUUUGAGAUCAUAUAGUCUAUCAAGAAAUGAUGAUGUCAUUGUUCUAUGUUUUGGUCAGAAGUCGUUGUGCUAUGUUUUUGUCUGAACGACUCAAAAUGUAUAUACUGUACGUGGGUCGGAUUGUAUUUGACAAUGUGUUGUAUUUCUGUUCACCAGAAGUGACAAUGAAAGAUUCGGAUUAUGGUUCAGAUGACAUGAUUGGUACACAACAAGUUGACUUGGAUGACCUUGAUUUGGACACUGAGAUCACGAAAAUACUGAAAGUUAACCAGGUAUAAGAGAAUGUCUCUAGCGGGAUAUUGAUGGUAUAUGUGUGUGUAUAAUUUUGAAAGACCUAUAAAAGUGUGAUACCAAAUAUCACAAUUCACAAGCAUUGUUUAGGAGCAAAUGGCAAGCAUGCAAUCACACCCAUAUAACGUAAUUGUCAUAUUAAAUAAUGACUACAGUAUUUAAUAAAACUUAAGGUAAAGUUAGCAAUAUAGCAAGCAAUAUACGAUUCUGUACAAUGUAUGCCAAUGAUGCCACAACAUACGCAUUUUAUACAAUCUGUUUUGUUCUGUGUGGGAUUCCUUACAGCUCUACUAAUAACAUUUUUAAACCAUUAGAAUUGAUAGCUAUAACUACAUUCAACAACAACGCUAAUUGUUAUGCUUAAUUGACGUCUUGGAAAAAGUAUCUAAUGCCAGUCAAAUGGCACAACUCUGGAUUCGUUACUCAUUUCAUCAAAUGUCUGAACGAUUCAGACAACUUAGACCCGUUUGGCAUAUAUGUUGAAAAUUUCGCUUCCCCAAUUUUUCGUGAAGUGUUCGCCACUGAUGGUGUAGCACGAGCAAGCUGCUCCAUUCACUGUUUGGAGUACUCUGGAUUUUCGGAACACUAAUGGAAUUGAACAGAAGACAGUCACAUGACUGUUCUGAACUGUUCUGAACUGUUCUGACUACCCCGAUUUUCGAGUAGGGGCAGCCAGAACAGACACGUGACACUGCCUAUUUUCACGUGAUCGGAAAUGGAGGCGACAUGUUUUGUGUAUCCAAUACACACUGUAUAGAGCGUUAUUUUGAAGGGUUAACUGCUAUAUAUCGACAUAUACUUAUUAUAUGCUAUUUGGACGCCAUGCAGGGUUGAGCCAAACCAACGACUAAAAACGUUGCAAAAGCACACUUAGAUAUGCAAAUAACAGCAAAUCAUUAUACUCUUUAUUAUCCGAAUAACUAAUUAAUAUAGUAAUGCAUGGUUGCACGCAUAUAUAAUAAACUAAACACUGUUCCAGAACACCAUGUUCACACCAUUUUAUAUCGUUCCAGAACAGUGUUCCAAAUGUUCUAGAACAGUAAACGCAGGGUUCCCAUGUCAAAUAUAUCACUCCCCUGGUGAGAGAGGGCCGGAGGGCAUCUGAUAUGAAUAAAAGGCAUUAGCUACAUAUAGCUACAACUAAACCUAGUUAUAAACUUUGUUUAUUUUAUAGACAACAAAUCUCGAGCUGAAAUUGUUGGUCAAAUAUGAGUAAGCAUAGAAAUGAUUAUUGACAGUGGCGAAGCCAGCCCGACAAUUUGGUCAAGCUUUGCAAAUAUUUCCGUGUUCAUAGACCGUAAAAACAAUCAAUUUCUAAUGAAAUGAAUAAUGAUAAUGAUUUAUAAUUUGCAUAACAUGACCAAAUUGUCGGGCUGGCUUCGCCACUGAUUAUUGUGGUCCUUAAAGGGAAAAGGCAAUAAAAAUGAACUUUGUCUUAUUCGAAAGAACUUUUGAAGUUAUAUAUGAAGACCUUUACAACUUUUUCGUACCUUGCUUGGUUUUCGAAAUAUUUUGACCAAAAACAAUAUACAGUCCACCAUCUUGCUAUUAUAAUUGACCUUUCCCCUUUUAAGUGAAAUUUUGAUCUAGACUAGCCUGGGCAAAAAUUUCAUCACAGCUUGAAAGAGCAUCACAAAAUUAGUAAUAUUCCGAAGUUUCCUUGCGAAAUGUUGUAAAAUGCGGAUAAUAUUGCCUUGCGAAAUUUGCCGUUUUUCAGUCAUUUUGUAUUACAAAUGGGAAAUUGAUAAUCAGUUUGAUCAUCUGAUUAUCAAUUUCGUAAUGCAAAAUGACUGAAAAACGGCAAACUUCGCAAGGCUAUAUUAUCCGCAUUUUACAACAUUUUGCAACGAAACUUCCGCGGAAUAUUACUAAUUUUGUGAUGCUCUUUCAAGCUGUGAUGAAAUUUUUGUCCAGGCUAGUCUAGAUCAAAAUUUCACUUAAAAGGGGAAAGGUCUAUUGACCUAAUUAACUGAGUUUUUGAUGACGUCACAAGCAGGGUAAACUUGUUAAAUAUGUCUAUCAUAUAAAAAUUAACAAAGAUUUCUGAAUUUUAGCGACACCAGGGAAUUGAGACUGAGCUACGACUUAUGUGAUAAAGAGAAGGAAUUUCUACAGAAAAGAAAGGAAAAAAUAUUGAAACACAUGCCAACGAUCAUGGAGGAAGACAGAGCACCAAAGAACAUUGACGAGGUCUGAUUGGUUUUUCAAAAUUGACCAGUGCAUUUGUUAAGGAUUCUUCAGUGGUGGGGCAAAACUGCCAAAGGGACCAUUGUCCUUGCCCUCCCCCCAGGAUAAUAUGCGAUUGCCAAAGGUGUGAGCCGAGUACCGCAGGCACGAGUUAGCUAGGGGGGUCUGGGGGCAUGCCCCGCCAGAAAAAUUUUAAAAUUUGGGUCUCAAAUAGCAUUUCCUGCAUUCUGAGAACACAUUAAAAAAAAAUCUUAGCUUCUCAAAUCUUCUUUUUGUAAUAAAUUGCAUGCUAAACAUUCAAACACAACAUAAGUUUAAGUAUGCUCGCCAACAAAUUUUGUUUUUUAAACUUCUUUUCAAUGUUAAACAGGCAUUUACUCAAUACAGGUCCUAGGGCCCUGGCCCUGGGGCAAUAGGCCAUUUUUUUCUUCAGUGGUGGGGCAGAGGAAGGGGCCCAGCGGGGCAUUUGCCCCACUAGUCCAUGUUAUCCUUGUUAAAAAAUGUAAUCAAGUAUGGUUUUGAGUGCAAUUUGGAAAAAAACAUGCACGAGUGAGUUUCUCGAGUGAGUAUGUUUAGUGCUUUAUCUGUAAAAUAAUGCUAAAAUGAAGAGAUUUUAGAUGAUAUUCCAAAGAAAAAAUGAUGUCUGAAGUUCAGUAAGUUUUGCUUGUAUGGCUGUAAAUAUGGCGUCAAUUUUAAAGCAUUAUUGAUAAUUGUAUUUUAAUUGACAAUUUUUAACUAUUAUUUUAUGUUUCUCAACCGGCAGGUGCAUUUAAAAAGGUUGCUAACUCUAUAAACUAGAGAAUAAAGCUAAAACAAAGUAAUUUUGAGAGGAACGCCAAAAAGAUUUUAGGUUUUGAACACUUUUCAUUGCAAAUAUUUACGUGACAUUGAAAAAAAUUUCCUCUUAAUGGUACUUUUUUUCCUAUGCACAGGAAAAUACCUUUAAUUGUAAAUAUUAAACAUGGUUUUUACCAUCGUAUCCCCAUUAAUUCGCAGCUUUAUUAUGUUUUAUGGUUUGCCCAUCUUUUCUAGUUUGGAAACGAUGUUAUAGGAAGUUGUUCAAAUUUCCCGUGAGCUGUACACAUGCAGUCGAAAUAUUGGUGCCGUUUGGUUUUUAAUCCUUUUUUGUUUCAUUGAAGGUACCAGUGAUUGGUAUCAUGGGAUCAGGAGGUGGAUGUAGGGCUGUAUGUGGAUUAUCAGGAGUAUUUUGUGCUCUUCAAGAAUCCGGCAUACUUGAUUGUUCUUCGUAUGUAACUGGACUAUCUGGCUCCUCGUGGUAUGUGAAGCAAAAAUAAUUAUGCAUUGCAAAUUUCUUAUCCAAUUUUCAUUGAAAUUGAACCAAAAUUAAUUUAUCCUUGGGCAAUGUAUAUACAGUUAGCUACCAUUUUAAAUGUAUCUGGCGGUUGAGAAACACAAAAUAAUAGUUAAAUAUUGUCAAUUGGACCCAUACAGGGUUCAUAGCGGUCUUUGAAAUCCUUGAAAGUCUUUAAAUUUGAAUGCAGGUCUUUAAGGUCUUUGAAAAAUCUUUGAAGUGUGUGAAAAAGCGAAGAAAGUCUUUAAAAGUCUUUAAAUUCUUUAGUGAUUAUUUGAUUAUACGAUUUCCUAGCUAAUAAAAUAGAUUGAUUGAAGCAAGAUUUUCGCAAAUAUCGACGAAAAAGUGCAUUUUAGGAUGUGAUUUGACGGGACUAAUUACCUGGUAAAAAUGGUGCUUAUACAUCGCAAUUUUUCGACACCUGAUUGCUCUCAAAGGUCUUUGAAAAGUCUUUGACAAUAGGCAGAAAAUACUUUGAAAGUCUUUGAAAUUUUUUGGUCUUGGAGACUACGAACCCUGCCAUAUUGAUCGCUUACUCUCAAGAUAAAAAUUAGCGCGACCCCUCUCUUGACGUAACAUGCAUAUCCUCAAUAAUCCAAGAUGGCGAACAGCUCACUUUUUUCAGUCGAAAUAUUUUGAAAACUAAGCAAGAUAUAAACAAUCUGUAAUAGAGUUUAAUAUAUAGUUUUAAGAGUUCUUUCAAACGAACUAAACUGGAGACUACGAACCCUGCCAUAUUGAUCGCUUACUCUCAAGAUAAAAAUUAGCGCGACCCCUCUCUUGACGUAACAUGCAUAUCCUCAAUAAUCCAAGAUGGCGAACAGCUCACUUUUUUCAGUCGAAAUAUUUUGAAAACUAAGCAAGAUAUAAACAAUCUGUAAUAGAGUUUAAUAUAUAGUUUUAAGAGUUCUUUCAAACGAACUAAACUAUUUUUUAUUGCCAAUGUCCUCGAUUUCUUCUAAACAGGUACAUAUCAACACUCUACCAAAACGACGGUUGGCCCGCUACUCUAACAUGUCAAGACAUGGCAGACAAGCUGAAAAAGAAAUUUGGGACAAGCAAAACGAGUCAUUUUCAUGUGGCUAACUUUCUGAUAAAAUGCAAGAGAAAGCAAACAGAGGUCAACUUGUCCGACUUGUGGAUUUUUUUGGAUUGUUUGUCGGUGAUUACCUCCUGGAUGUAAGUAUUAACUAUUGUAAGAUACUAUAGAUGAUGAUGGUGGUGGUGAUGAUGAUGAUGUAAUACUGAUGGUAAUAUGAUGGUGGUAAUAUGGUGAUGAUGAUAAUACUGAUGGUAAUAUACGAUGGUCGAUGGUGGUAAUAUGGUUAUGAUAGUGGUAAUAUGGUGAUGAUGAUAAUACUGCUGUUGGUAAUAUGGUGAUGAUGAUGAUGAUAAUACAUCUGAUGGUAAUAUGAUGGUUGUAAUAUGUGAUGAUGAUAAUACUGAUGGUAAUAUACGAUGGUGGUAAUAUGGUUAUGAUGGUGGUAAUAUGGUGAUGAUGAUAUUGAUAAUACUGAUGGUAAUAUGAUGGUGGUAAUAUGGUGAUGAUGAUAAUACUGAUGGCAAUAUACAGUACGAUGGUGGUAAUAUGGUGGUAUUUAGCCUAAGAACAGCAAGAAACAAAUUCGUCCAGGAAAACUUGGGAAUAUAAUCUUUAUCUGCCCCUGACAUCGGUGAGGUCUAUUGGCUGUAAUGUAGUGUUUUCUCUCUCGCUAGAAUCAAGAAUCCAAACUAAGUGACCAGAGCAAGAACGUGAGUCUUGGUGAAGCGCCACUUCCAAUCACAACAAGCAUCCGAGUACGUUUAGACGUACCAGAAAAGGAAUUUAAUGGUAAGUCAAACUGACUCUAGUCAGUCUGUUAACAUUCCUCUAAACUAGGAAACUUUAACUAAACUUAAUUAAUGCUGGAUGGCUCUCCCAAUUCUAAACUGUACUCCCUAGAGAUACAGACAGGGAAAAAACCAAACUAAACUAACUCUGUGUGUUUUGAUGUUACGUACUCAGGUGAAUAUAAUCAAAAACAUUAACAUUAUAUUACUCAGGUGAAUAUAAUCAAAAACAUUAAACUAACUCUAUUUAAACUGGAUAGUUUUAUUGCUUUUAAGCUGUUCUCCCCAGAGGCUUAGUAAGGACCAUCUCGUAUUGAUCCAGUUUUAAUACAGGAGGAAACCUAAACUAGACUAACUUAUUUAUACUGGAUAGCUCUAUCCGUUCUAAUAUCAUGGUUAUUAGAUUACACUGAUAUCGAAGGAACUAGACUCAGUUCCGAAAUAUUACAUACUCGAACCGACCUGACCGCGUAGCUCAGUUGGCAGAGCAUUGGGCUAGUAUUCCAAAGGUCGUAGGUUCGAUUCCCACCGUGGCCAGGCAUAUUUUUCAAUCCUGCCCGGUGUGGAUAUACACUCAGAGUAACAUCACAAGCAUCUUAUUCACCUGAAUACAUUACACCAACACAACAAAUAUCAGUUCUAAACUGUUUUCCCUAGAGAUCUAGCAUAAGGGCCAUGGUCUUAGUGCAUUUUAAUAUCAAAUACUUUGUAUUUUGUUUAGAAUGGGUGGAGUUCACUCCAUUUGAGUACGGUAUGGCCAAAUAUGGUGUGUUUGGAAAGAUCGAAGAGUUUGGUGGGAAAUUUUAUAAAGGACAGUUGGUGAAGAAAUUUGAAGAACCUUCGCUGUCUUAUUUGCAAGGUAAUUUUACAGAAACAGACGUUUUAAACUGUCAGGAAGUCCUGGAAAACCCUGGAUUUUUAUUUUUGUCCUGAAAACCCGUGAAAACCCUGGAAUUUCAAAUUUAUCUCUGGAAAACUUAGAGACUGAGCUGGGUGUGGGAUCAUACCUAAAGUAUUUAACGCAGCAUUUCUUGGGCAUAUCAGGCGACGGCGUGACGUUUCGUUCAAACUGGUUCAAACCCAAAGUCGCGAACGUUUCUUAACGGUCAGUUAAACACUUCCUGGAAAAGCCCUGGAAAAAGGAUGAAAAAAGACCCUGCAUUUUUUUAAUUAUGAAGGUGUACGAAGCCUGAACUGCAUUUUAACAGCAACUAGCAAACCGCUAUCAAGCCACAGUCUUUAUAAUGUGAUGCAAUCGUAUGUUAUUUAUUAACUUCUUAUUAACCGAACGCGAGGUCUGUACAGAGAAAUAUCGGACCGAGGUCUUUUUUGUACAGAUCGAGCCCGUAGGGCGAGGUUUGUACAAAAAGACCGAGGUCCGAUAUUUCUCUGUACAUACCGAGCAAGCGAGGUUAGUAAAAAGUUUAUUAUAUGGCAUUUAUACUUGAAACAAACAAGAAGUGCACGAUUUAAAAUGCAUAUUAGCAGCGUUGUACACAUUUGGUUGAAGAAAACAAAAAAUACCAAUGUAUUCCUUCUUUUCCACUAAAACCAUUCGCAGAUAUCUUAUUAAUAACAAAUUAAAUUAUAAUUUUCAAUGGACCAUUUGCAUUAUAGACUAAAUUUUGGUCUAGACAAAAAUUUCAUCCACAGCUUGAAAGAGCAUCACAAAAUUAGUAAUAUUCCAAAGUUUCGUUGCAAAAUGUUGUAAAAUGCGGAUAAUAUGGCCACGCGAAGUUUGCCGUUUUUCAGUCAUUUUGUAUUACGCACGGGGAAUUGACAGCCCAAUCGGGUGUUGGGGCAUCAAUUUCCCGUUUGUAAUACAAAAUGACUGAAAAUUGCAAAUUUCGCAAGGCUAUAUUAUCCGCAUUUUACAACAUUUUGCAACGAAACUUUGGAAUAUUACUAAUUUUGUGAUGCUCUUUCAAGCUAUGAUGAAAUUUUUGUCUAGAUCAAAAUUUAGUCUAUAAUGCAAAUGGUCCAUUAGUUUUGCUGUUUUGUUUUCACGUAAUGGACCAAUGUGCGUCCCAACCAAUCACAGUCCGCCAUUGCAUUUCACUGGAAGUGAUGCUUGCCAUAUAAUAACACUUUAUAAUCUCUUUCCACAACUUAUUUAACUAAUGGUUGUAACUUAUCACUCUAGGGGUAUGGGGAAGUGCGUUUGCUGCGAUCUUAGCAACGCAGCUUGGCAAGAAGGAUGAGUCUGAAAAUGAAGAUCUUACCGUGAAGGCUCAGUCUGAAAAUGAAGUCCAAAAGGAAUUUGGUAAAUAUUUUUCUGGCUUAUUAGGAUUUUUGGACCAGGAACUGGUCCCUAAUUGCGACUAGUCGUGUUGUUAAGGGGCGACGCUCUUCGAAAAAAGCCUAAAGGCCCUUUUACACGUGCACAUAUUUUUAAAAUGCCUCGCCGAACCAACAUUAAGGGUUUGAAACAAUGCAAAAGUUUGAGUUCUACAACGAUGGAUCAACGAAGUGCAGUGGUAUCAAGUAACGAAGUAAAUGUACUUCGUUACUGUACUUGAGUACUAUUUUUGAGAAGUGAGCAUGUAACAAAGUAAACUUUUUCUGGAGUACUGUUACUUGGAACGCAGUCGUUUUAAGAAGUAACAUUUUACUUCGUUAUUUUCAUUCUGUGGCGAAGUAUUUUGUUACUUUCUAAGAUUCGACACAAGAACGGCAGUGAUUCAAACGGCGUACCAAAUACAAUGUUAUUGACAAGGUCGGGGCGCAUUCGCUAGCGAAACUUAAAUAAAAUUCAAAAUAAAUAAGUUUAUUUUUAGACUAAAGUUGAGUUAAGUUUGGCACAUGAGUGGAGCGGCGUAUGAAUCAAUGUCGCUCCAACGUCGCAUAAUGCGACAAGCUCUGCCGAACUUGUGUCGAACUUUUGCCGCUCCAAAUUCUGCCGUACUUAAUUGAUUCGUACGUCGCUCUUCUGCCGUACCUAAUUCAUCAAUUAAGUUCGGCACAUGAGAAGUACGCCGUCUGAAACGGGCCUAACUUUUGUUUAAUUUUACGUGAUUUAUUUCAAUUUUGGGAUAGGUAAUAAGACCUCUGUAUAUGCGUCUGGGAUCUCUCGUUUCUUACUUACUUAUAAGAAUUAUUUAUUUAAUGGAUUUCUUAUCUUCAACGGGGUCUAGAAAGUACUGUAGACCAUGCCGUGAAAUAUUGUAUAUUUGGUGCACGCGUAUAAUGCGUGUACUGUUUUGUGUCUUUUGUAUGUCAAUCCAUUGGAAAAGUCCUCCACCCCUACACGCUACAGACAAUAGUAGUUUUACUUUUACUUUUUACAUCAAGUAUUUUUUAAGGAUACUUUGUACUUUUUACUUAAGUACGUUUUGUCUCCAGUACUUUUUACUCUUGCUCAAGUCGUUUUAUUGUUAAUUACGGUCCUUGAAAAUCCUGGAAAGUCCUUGAAUUUGUUUAAAAAAAUCCAGGCCUGGAAAGUCCUUGGAAACUGAUAAGGUCCUUGAAAGUCCUGGAAUUUUUUUUCAGUAGGCUGGAAAUAAUUGAAGAAUUAUUACCAGCCCAAGGAUUAUUGCCCAAAUGUUUAUUUUCUCCAAUUUCAAUUAAAAUUAUGUAUAACAAUUGUCCAAAAGUUGUUUCGAUGUCAUUUUUUUUCUAAUUGCAUUCCUCUCCUUAAGUUUAAGGAUAAAAGUUAGAUGAUUUUCAAAGAUUUUUCCAGUUGCCAGGUCCUUGAAUAUACUGAAAAAGGUCCUUGAAAGGCCUAGAAAAGUCCUUGAAUUUCAUCUUCACUAGAAGGUGGGGACCCUGUUACUUCUACUUUUACUCGAGUACAAAUUCAAAGUAAUUUUAGGCAGCACUGACGAAGUGAUAACUUGCAUGCUGACAUACUCGGCCAGUACCCCCUCCUAUAGUACGAUCGUACUUGUUAUAUUAUACAGCUCUCGUGGCGUUUUCUGAAGUCAAAUACCUAUUUUUGUUUGCAUUACAGAGAAAGUCGCUCUUGAAGCAGCAGGUCAAUGUAAGACUGAAGAUGACGAUAGUGAGGACGAGGAAGACGGAUCACCUGAAGAUAAAGUGGACGGUAUGAUAUGUCUUGUUCCCACAAAUUUUGGGGGGAUCUACAUUUUUGCCGAAUUUUUCACAGAUGUUUCUUGAUGUUUGAUUUAACAAAUAUAAAACAUUUUCCGUGUUGAUAUACAGUUAUAUCAACACGAGUGGAAAUUGGGAAAACGAGAAAUUGUGUGGAAAGGGCGAGUGUUUUCACACAAUUUCGAGUUUUCCCAACUUCCACGAGUGUUGAUAUAACUAUAUAUCAAUACGGAAAAAUGUUUUAUAUUUGUUUUAUAAUAUAGCAAUGUCAAAAGCCCGAAGAAUAAGAAAAAUUUCCGUGUUUACAAGCGGCGGAAAAUUUCCCGUGUUGACAUGGAGUUAUAUCAACACGGCUCUUAGCCAAUCAGCGUUCAGAAUUUACAAAUGCUAUAUUAUAAAACUAAUUAUAAAAUAACAUGUAUAUAACGCGUGCUCUGAUUGGUCGAAUCCCGUGUUUGGAUCAGGCCAUUCAAACACGGAAAUUUAACGUGAAAGUUUUUUAAAGUGAAAUUUUAGCACGGAGAGUUGUUAUGUUAUAAAAACAAUUACUUUAUGGUUUCUGUGUUUUGAUGGCCUGAUCCAAACACUUGGGAAUGUUGCUCGAGUUAAGAAAAGCGCGCAAAAUCACUCGCCUUCGGCUCGUGAUUCGGGGCGCUUUUCUUAACUCUCGCAACAUUCCCGCGUUUUUGGAUCAGGCCAUCCAAACACGAAAACCAUAAAGUAAUUGUAUAUUCUGAAACUUACACUGAUUGAAUAUAUGAAUUACUAAAUACCUGAGGCCGGUUGUAUAAAAAAGUGAUUAAAGUUAAUCAUAGUUAAGUGGAAAUGUCAUCCAAUAAGAAGCGCUUAUUUGAGAGUUAAUCACUAUUUAACUACAAAAUAGUGAUUAAAAAGUGAUUAAGAGUUUUAUACAUCCGGCCCCUGAUUAUUGAAAUGAUCGAAUACAAAAUGAAUCUACUUACCCAAUACAUAAAUUACAGCGAAACAGUUUGGAACGAAAAUAUUCAUAUAGCCUGCAGUGGGAAAUUUGUUUUUAAUCCUGUAAGACUGAAACUACUAUGACUUCUUUGGAAUUUAUUUUGUAUGUCUUAAGCCUUGUUUCCAACGAGAUGGUCGUGAAAAUAGAGUCACGAUCUUCCCAACGGCCAGUUUAUAAUAGUUUAUACCUGUAAACCCCAUAUAAAUCAUAAGUAUUCUCUAUAGUUAUAAUCACUCCGCGUAUUUUCAGUUCUAAAAUGUUGUAUUUCGGCUGAUGAGAAACAUAGGCGUGCGGGAGGGAAAAAUCAGGGGGGAGCAUAGGCGUGCGGGAGGGAAAAAUCAUGGGGGGAGAAAGAAAUUUACCCGACUUUUCCCAUUGUGUAAACUUUCCAAGAUUUUUUUUUGGGGGGGGGGAAGGUCGACGAAAAAACUUUUUCUAUUUGUCGAAUUUCCACGUUACUUUUACAUAUAUCUGGUAUUUUCAAAUACUAUAUUGCAUAUGUCUCCUUUUUAAAGUUAUUUCCCUUAAUUGUUUCCCGAAUUACGUUUAUAAUUUGCCCGACUUGACCCCGCCCCGUACGCCUAUGAUGAGAAAGAUCGUGACUCAAUCUCUACGACCGUUACGACCCUAUAAAAACCAAACUUUAAUGAACAUAAUCCAUGUAAAGUAAAAAAUACAAUCACAAAAGACAGUUCUGUUAUUUUCUCUAUAUAUAUUGUAAUCUUUUGCAGACAAUUUUGAGCCCUAAACCUGGGCAUAUCCUGUCGAAGGGAAAACGGCUGUGAAAUUCAUUAGAAUAACAAUAUAACUCAUUAUCUAUAUGAAUCUGGUCCUUUACCGUCACGUGCGUAAAUUUACCCUAUUGUUCGAGUCACGGACAGGUAACUUUGCAAAACAUUGCUAUUGGUUAAUUGGGCAAGAAUACACACGUGACGGUGAAGGACCAGAUUUAUGAAUAAACUUUACUAACAUGGAUAAUGAGUUAUUGUUAUUCUAAUGAGUUUCACAGCCAUCUUCUCUUCGAUAGACUAUCACCUGAGUUCCCAAAAAGAAAAAGAAAAAAAAAACAUUUGCCACAAUGUUCCAAACUUCGCUCCGAAGUUCAAAAGUCUAUAUUGAAAUCCACAAGCUGAUUUGUACACAAAGUCUUUGAUUGUUUUCGUUUUAAUCAGCAACAUUUUGUUUUUGCAGCAGGGGGAUCUUGGAUAACUCAAGCAAUCACGCCUGGAAAUCUCCUUUCAUCUCGUCGAGGAAAAGCUGCUGAGGUGUUUAACAUUUUGCGAGGACUGGAAUUCAAGAAAGAACAAGGUAUAGGCGUUGUUGAUGUUCUUUUGUUUUGUUUGGAGCUUAAUGCUUGGUUUUGUUUGUUUGUUUGUUUGUUUGUUUGUUUGUUUGUUUGUUUGUUUGUUUGUUUGUUUGUUUGUUUGUUUGUUUGUUUGUUUGUUUGUUUGUUUGUUUGUUUGUUUGUUUGUUUGUUUGUUUGUUUGUUUGUUUGUUUGUUUGUUUGUUUGUUUGUUUGUUUGUUUGUUUGUUUGCUUGUUUGCUUGUUUGUUUGUUUGUUUGUUUGUUUGUUUGUUUGUUUGUUUGUUUGUUUGUUUGUUUGUUUGUUUGUUUGUUUGUGGUAACACUGUAUACCAAUUAGAAAUAGCCCAUAAAAAUAAGUUAUUUUAAUUUAGAAUUCUUUCCGGAGUAACACCUGACCAAUAAGAAAUGACCAGUUUACUACAAAGUACAAAUAAAGCUAUUCAGUAUAAAUAAAGUGUAAUGGAAUUUUUCCAAUAUUUCCUCCUGUAAUGACACUGGCUCGUCAGUAUAGACGUCUAGGGAGAACAAUUUAGAACUGAUAUAGGACUGCAAUAUAAAUAUAGUAAAUUUGAUUUUUUACUAUAUACAUUAGUUACAUUUCUUAUUGGAAUGACCCAAAUAUUACACAUACCAAUCCUCAUAUUUGAGGGGGUAGUGGUACACUUUGGUCUUUUUGUCGGUAAUAAUGCUUAUAAAAGUUUCUGUCUCAUUUUUUAGACUGUGAAUACAACCAGGCACCAGGCAAUCACAAGACGAUGUGCUUGGUGGACAGCGGUCUCGCCUUCAAUUCUCCUUUUCCUACCAUGUUACGCCCUGAACGGAAAGUUGAAAUAAUCCUGUCAUUUGAUUUCAGUCGAAAAGAUAGUGGCGAUACAGAAUUGCCUUUCAAAGUAAGUACAUAACGUAGGCCUGGUUUACACUAUCAAAGUUUCUGUGAUCACAGUAGGAAUUUUGCAUUGGUAAAUUCUAAGUUUUGAAUGAUUUGUAAGAAAUGUUUGAGGAAACUUACUGAAUGUUAUAAAGGAUGGUUUACACUAUCAAAGUUUCUGUGAUCACAGUAGGAAUUUUGCAAAGGUAAAUUCUAAGUUUUGAAGGAUUUGUAAGAAAUAUUUGAGGAAACUUACUGAGUGUUAUAAAGGAUGGUUUAUACUAUCAAAGUUUCUGUGAUCACAGUAGGAAUUUUGCAAAGGUAAAUUCUAAGUUUUGAAAGAUUUGUAAGAAAUGUUUGAGGGAACUUACUGAGUGUUAUAAAGGAUGGUUUACACUAUCAAAGUUUCUGUGAUCACAGUAGGAAUUUUGCAUGGGUAAAUUCUAAGUUUUGAAGGAUUUGUAAGAAAUGUUUGAGGGAACUUACUGAGUGUUAUAAAGGAUGGUUUACACUAUCAAAGUUUCUGUGAUCACAGUAGGAAUUUUGCAUUGGUAAAUUCUAAGUUUUGAAGGAUUUGUAAGAAAUGUUUGAGGAAACUUACUGAGUGUUAUAAAGGAUGGUUUACACUAUCAAAGUUUCUGUGAUUACAGCAGGAAUUUUGCAUUGGUAAAUUCUAAGUUUUGAAUGAUUUGUAAGAAAUGUUUGAGGAAACUUACUGACUGUUAUAAAGGAUGGUUUACACUAUCAAAGUUUCUGUGAUCACAGUAGGAAUUUUGCAUUGGUAAAUUCUAAGUUUUGAAGGAUUUGUAAGAAAUGUUUGAAAAAACUUACUGAGUGUUUAAUACUGAGCUACAUAAUUGUUAAGGCUUUCCACUUGGUUUUUGCAAGUCCGGGGGGUAAAGCUCAAAGUUCACUCUUUUACUUUAUAUUAACUCAGAACCUUUUGAGGGCUGAACGCUGGGCAAAGGAGCACGGGCUCCCGUUUCCGCAAAUCGACGGGAACCCAAUCUUGGAAAAUUCUGACAUUGAAGAAUGUUAUGUAUUUGAAGAUCAGUCAAAUCCCAAGUGCUCAACAAUUUUACAUUUUCCUCUUACCAACAAAACAUUCAAAGACUUUAGUGCACCAGGUAAGACGCAUUACUCCUGUCUACUGAGCUUUAUGUACUGUAUAACUGGAGUCAUAACUCCACAAGUAAUAGAAAUGCUUUUCUAUGAGAUCAGUGAGCGGUACGUACUGCUUGCAGUAAACGGCAUUUUUACAGCACUAGCCAGCAACUUCUAAAUUACCAACAACGAGUUUUUCUUCUUAGUUCAUUGAUUUAUACAACGAAUUUGUAGGUUUUAAAUGAAAAAGAUGCUGUCUUGUCAUAAUAGAUCGCGUUAAGCAUUUUGAUAGCCAUGAAUCUGGUAUUAAACAAUGAAUUUCUGGUAGCCGUGAACAAGGCGGAAAUCGUAACUGUAUAGGAUGAAAAUCAAUGCCCCAGGAUAAAGCAUGAAAGAGCCAUGGACGUUCUUAGUAAAUAUUUCAAAAUUUAAUUUUGUGAUGGUUUAUUUAAUUACCUAUUAUGCCGGGCAUUGACUUUCAUGUUACGAUUUUUGAAAUGACUUUUUGAAAAUAUUUUGGAAAAUAUUUUUUGAUAUUUAAAAAGCUGACUAUUGCUGCGCAUUGCGUUUUCUAUUUUGAUGCAGCUUUUAUACAUGAUGGUAUUUUCUGCAUCAUCAUUUCAUGUUCAACUUAUCAGAGCCUGACAAAAAGUGCACCUCACAAACAGCCUACAAAUAUAUCUAAAUUUAAAUUAUUUUAAACCCUCUGAACCAAUGAAAAUGCUCCAUUUUGCAAAUGGACUACCUUACCAUAUAAUAAAACUGCAUAUCGAAUACGCAAUUCCAGCUUUUAGUUUAUGCGUGCAGGGGACGAUGGGAAAUAAGGUAUCACAUUGCUGAUUAUGCUGAAAAAAUAAAAAUGGUGGCCGUGUAAACACGGAGUGAUAGCUUAUACUUGUAAAUAUUGAAAUAUUUCGGUUGUUUCGGUAGUUUUUAUUGAAAUUUUUCAGCAUAAUCAGCACUAUGAUACCUUUCUUCCCAUCAUCCCCUGCAAGCAUUAACUAAAAACUGGAAUUUCCUACACAGAUAUGAAGUUAGGUAGUCAGGGCCCCCUUAUAUAUAGACAGUUAUAAUAUUCAAUAUAUAUAUAUAUAUAUAUAUAUAUAUAUAUAUAUAUAUAUAUAUAUAUAUAUAUAUAUAUAUAUAUAUAUAUAUAUAUAUAUAUAUAUAUAUAUAUAUAUAUAUAUAUAUAUAUAUAUAUAUAUAUAUAUAUAUUUAUAUUUAUAUUUAUAUAUUUACUCUGAAUGAAAAUAAUCUUACAAAUAUACAUGAUUUUUCAAUUUCGAAACCUAUUAUCCAUUUCAUAACAUGUUCUAUCUAUUUCGCAUUUCAGGGGUACCGCGAGUGACAGAAGAGGAUAAAGAAUUUGGAAACUUUGCAAUCUUUGAUGACCCUGAAGACCCCUACUCAUCCUACAAAUUCGAAUACGAGGAGAAACAGUUUAACCGACUUCAUGAACUGAUGAAGUACAACACCUUGGCUAAUAUGGACGUUAUAAAGGAAAAGAUUGCAUUUCAAACAGAUUACAGACGAAAUAAUCAUCAAUAUGUUAGUCAGUAACCGUUUGUCUAAACAAUGUUGAACUUGCAUGGGAGACAGCUGUGGCCUUAUAGCAAUUAUCCUGCUUCAAAUAGGCGAAAUUAAUAAUCGUAAAUUGUUAGUGUGAGAUUGAUUGGUGUAUGUAAAUUCUUGGUUUUAUAUCAUAUAUGUAUUGUAUUUAUUUUAUUCUUCAAUAAGUUUAUCUGAGAUAUCAUUAAUUAAAAUAAAUAAAUAAUAAAAUUCAAGAGGAAUAAGUGUUUUAUCAAUAUCUGUAAAUCGGAUAAAGAUUUCGUUCUGAUUUACUGCAAAUGCUUUAAGUGUUUUAUCAAUAUCUGUAAAUCGGAUAAAGAUUUCGUUCUGAUUUACUGCAAAUGCUUUACCUUUUUCUCAACUAAAACGAAGUAAAUUGGUAAACUUCAUUAAUGACUUCCUAGAUGCAUGCAGUAAUACAAAACAUUCGCAUUCCAUAAUAGACUGGUUUUUAAUACACUAUCAAAGUUUCUGAGAGAACAGUGUUCUGUUUUGAGUAUAGGCUAUAGAAGUUCUCUGGACUGAAAAAUUACUUCUAUAAUGAGCUUUUGACUCGAUUCUUCGAGUCUUCUUCGGAAUUAAUUGAAUUACAGGAAUCUAUGUGUAUAUAAGAAACGGAUCUUCAAAGCCUCGAGUUUUGCCAAGCUUUAAACAAGGAACCUUUGUAUGUGAUUUAAAAAUAACUCAAUGGACAUCAAUAGUUUGCCUUGAAACGUGCUGUCUUAACGUCAAUGCCAACUGUAUUCCUGGUAUGCGUCAUAUACGUUUAUAUAACCGUAUACGUUUAUUCAGGGGCGAUAAUUCGCGUACUUAUACGUACCGAAAGUAUUCUUUGUUUGCAAUAACGUAAUUUUGGGAUAACAAAAAACCUGCUAUUUUAAUGGAUUGAUCGAGUUUAGGAGACAGUUUAAGACUCAAAAGAUGAAGUAUCGUUCAGAUUUUCUUGCUACAAUUUACCGUUCUGAUAGGAGAAAAAUCGUCCACAAGUUGACUGAUUGCCCGUCAUUUGGAUGAAAAGUCACGUGAUUGCAAACAACAGAGGCGUGUGUUACAUCAUAUAUAAAACACUCCAACUAUUUAUAAAUAUACAUAUACACAGUACAAUGUUGUAGACCCCCAAAACUUCCCGUACACUCACAUAUAGCUCUUAUUUAUUCGAGCAGUGCUAUACUGUUUUUUUGAAACACAAAAUGUAAUUAUAUCAACACUCGUGAUAUAACUGUAUAUCAAUACGGAAAAAUGUUUUGUAUUUUUAUAAUAUAGCAUGCACGAACAAAUAUAAAGGAAAAAAUUUUCCGGGUUGACAUUGAGUUUAUAUAUCAACACGGCUCUUAGCCAAUCAGCGUUCAGAAUUUACAAAUACUAUAUUAUAAUCUCGUUUAUAUAAGUUAGAGUUAUAAACCGAGCAGGAGGUUUAUAACUGAUAUAUUGACCCCGAGGACGCGUAGCGUCCGAGGGGCAAUAUAUCAGUUAUAAACCUCCUACUCGGUUUAUAACUCUAACUUAUAUCACACUUGCGGAGGUUUUCCAACAUAUUUCGUCAUUUUCAAAAAUUUUUAAUGAAAAAUUCUCGCGUUUUGUCUACAAGUUUAAUCCAAUCAUUUAUUCAAGGUCUAUAAGCUAGUUAUAAACCUCGGACGAACAAAGAAAACCGACGCAAGUGUGAUAUAACUACGUUUAUUGACUGAUCACUGAUUCCAAAACUAAGCUACAACAAUUUUGCAUUACUUUACCCUCUCCGCCAGUUCAAUGUUGUGAACAGUAUAUAUAAAGCUUGUGAUAUGUUACUCUGAGUGUAUAUCCACACCGGGCAAGCUUGCAAAAUAUGCCUGUCCACGGUGGGAAUCGAACCUACGACCUUUGGAAUACUAGCCCAAUGCUCUGCCAACAGAGCUACGCGGUCAGGUCGGUUCGAGUAUGUGAUAAGCUUGCCCGGUGCGGAUAUACACUCAGAGUAACAUCACAAGCAUCAUAUUCACAUGAGUACACUACACCAACACAGAAAAAAAAAAGUAUAUAUAAAUGUAUCACAAUUAUAUCUUGGGCUUGACUUGGCUCAUGCACUUACAGUAUUUGCAUUAUAAUUUCCAUGCAAAUACUUCGAGUGUUUAGUUAUGAAGGUCUCUUUCCAUUCAAGAGUCUCGUAUACGUGCGUAUACACGCGCAGGGAAAAGUUUAAAUCCAUUUAAAAGUGUCUUAUGAAAUAAUUAAACGGAUAAAAGCACAGCAUUUUAGUAUUGUAUUUGUUGACGUAAUUAUAGUACAAAAAUAAAAUCUAGAAAGAAACGUUUCCGUGCGCAUACGUAUAUUAAACAACGAAACGUUAGCUAAUAAAUUUUUUACUUUUAUUAUGUUUGGAUUUAAAGUUAUUUGCUGGGCUCUGCUCUUUAUCUUUAAACUAAGAUUUCCGCCUGGUGUAUCAAUUGCCACUGUUUAAAAAAAAAAACGCUUAACCGGAAACUAUAGCCUUGCCCUCGGGCUAUAAAGGGUAAAUACUAUUUCGCUGACCUCAGAAUGACAUUUCGGCAAAACUUUUUUCUUCAAGAUUGGUUUAGAAACAAAUUUGGCAUAGGGUUAGGUUAGGGUUAGGGUAAGGAUUAAGGUUAGGGUUAGAGUUGGUGUUUGGAGAAGGGUUAGUGUUAGUAAAACCGUUGCUUUGUUACGUUUUGUCACUCUGAGGCCAGCGAAGUAAUCUCUUCCGCUAUAAAGCUACAUGUUGACGUUUGAGUUCGCAAACUAGACGUCUUUGAGCUACGUCUUCUUGAGGCGUAGGUUCGCAAAAAAGCCGUCUUCUUGACGUUUGUGUUCGCAAGCUAGAAGGUGAAUGUCGUAAUGCCUUUUCAAAAACUGUUCCUAUUUUCAAGCACCCCCUUGCACGAAACACGGAAUGCACGAAAACUUCCUCACGUAGUCAAUGCUAUUUAAACCCUCCGCAUGUUAGACACUCCCCAUAUCAAAUAUUGGCCAUUGGAUCGGCUGUUCGUUGUAUGGUUAAUAACAUUUUUGUUGGGUUUUUAUAGUGCUUAUCGAAAAAUAUCUCGUGAAGUCAUGGGUCGUCAAACAUUUCAACAAUUUCAGGUAAGCAAGACUGACCAGAUAGGAGGGCCGAACUGCAGAGAUUUUAGACGGCCUUCAUAUCAACUAUACGUAUCCUACCGAUCCUAAUAUGCUCAGAGUUAGGGGCUGAUACCAUAUUACCAUGGAGAGUUCUCGGCCCGGGCUGAGUUUUAUCCCGGUUUCCCGGGCUGAAAUUUAUAUUUUUAAAUGUAAUCACAGUCUCGCAGGACGGCAAAUAAUAGACAUGAACAACAUUUUAAAUUCUUCGAAGCAGCGGAAUAGCUCCAUUUUGAGACUUGAUCAUUUCAGCUUGGGCCGAGAUUUUACACCAAUUUGAACUGAAAUUCUAACUCAUCCCCGGAUGAACUUUGCCAUGAUGAUUUUGAAACAAUUUCAGCCCGGGCUGAAAACUCCCCAUGUAAUCAGCAUCUUAUAGACUCAAGUCAAGUCAGGCAACUUCGGCUCGAGUCGUAAUUUUGGACUUGUUUUAGGGACUGGUCAUAAAGUAACUGCUAGGGUGGGCUGGAGGUAAAUCACAAAUUUUGCCAAUAAAUUUGGUGACCCAUCUUAGGAAGUAGAUAAAAAUUUCAAAGCCCAUCUAAUCUUACCAAAUUUAUUUCAUGACCCACCCACCCAAUCCAAAUUGGGAAAAUACACUUUUAUAAUAAAAAAAACCUUGCAUGCAUGUAUGAACAUUGUAAAUAUACACCGGCACUGUAUUGACAUACACUGUACAUAAUUCUACCAAGCUUGACCAACACAUUCAUCACCAAUAGACCUUAAUUUCCCCUUAUAACCAAAAUUUUCAUCUAGGCAAGUCUAGACAAUUAUUUCAUCACAGCUUGAAAGAGCAUCACAAAAUUAGUAAUAUUCCAAAGUUUCGUUGCGAAAUGUUGUAAAAUGAGGAAAAUAGAGCCUUGCAAAGUUUGCAAUUUUCAGUCAUUUUGCAUUACAAACGGGAAAUUGCAGCCCCAACACCCGAAUCGGAUGUCAAUUUCCCGUUUGUAAUACAAAAUGACUGAAAAACGGCAAACUUCGCAAGGCUAUAUUAUCCGCAUUUUACAAGAUUUUGCAACAAAACUUUGGAAUAUUACUAAUUUUGUGAUGCUCUUUCAAGCUGUGAUGAAUUUUUUGUCUAGAUCGAAAUUUUAGUUAUAAGGGGAAAGGUCCAUUACGAUACUGAGCUGUUCUCCAUUUGGUUGUAUUUGCUGUGAUUCGACCACUUCUUGUUGUUGUAUAAAACAAAGUACUGGCUUCAAUAGCAUCAUUUGCAUUUGAUAAUUUGGAUAGUUUUGUUUACUUUUCGAUUAUUAAUAUCUUUAUAUAAUAUAUAAUUAACAUGGGCUUUUGUUUGGUGGCCCAACCGUGGACAUACAAAAAAAUUGGCGGCCCAUCGAAACUGCCCAAAUUAAGAUUUUCCAUGGCCCAUCCCAAAUCACUCCAGCCCACCCUAGCAGUUACUUUAUGACCGGUCCCUUAAAUCCAUAGUUAAUAUAGUAGAAAAGGCACAUUAAGCCUGCCGCACAUGAGAGCAACUUGCUGAGAUAACCGCCUCGCGUGGCAGCUAGCUCAGCAAGUUGCUCUCGUGUGCGGGUAGUUUUCGUGAGGAUUUGACCUCUCAAGGCCUUGAGGAAAAUAUCUAUCGUGUUUGAUAUAUUUCACCUCGCGAGGAAAAAAUCUCAGCGCCGGCUCUCUUUCUCUCGCCUUCGCAUCCCCCCCCCCCAGCUUCUCGCCCUCCCCCCCUAAAUAGCGCCUGUUACGCAGGCUACGCCGUUUGCGGAUGUUGUGAGCUUAGGGCCCCGUUUACGCUAUAUCGGAUUGCUAUCGGAGGGGGUCAAAUUUUGUAGGUAUUGAAAGGCUGUGAAGAUUUUUAAUCUCAGAGACCCAAAUAAACAUGCCAAUUCUGUCAAACUAAUAAGCAUUUGCUACUAACUAUUGCUCCUUAACGGCAGAAGAUGAUGGCGUGACGAGCGAAUCCGGUAUAGUGUAAACGGGGCCUUAUUUUGAAGUAGCAAUUUCCCCUCCUUUACAGUAUAUGACGUCAUUUCAUGUCAUAUUUCCUGUGCUUAUGACUCGACAGUUAUGGUUUCCACUUUCCACUUUUCCGUUUUCAUUCCAAUACCGCGUGUGUAGCGAAGGAGCCUCAUCAUAUCACAGAGCUCAUAUUCAAGACGGAAAGCUACCAUUGUUGUAGCGGUUUUCAGCCUAGCAUUGCUGUCACAGUGAUAUUAUGCUGAUGACCACCUGGCAGCUUUAAUAUCAGCGUUUUCUUUGUUUAGUUCGUACGCUUCGCUACACUUCGUAUUAAUUUUUCAUAUCACCAAAUACAGUGUCGUAUAUUAAAAUACUCGGCAGUCGGCACUACAUCUCUGUAUAUCUCCUAUUCGAACGUUCGUUUCGUCUUUAAUUGUAACUUGAAGUGAAAUCGAACUCGAAGCAAGACUAAAGCAAGGUAAGGUCAAUUAGAACUUUUUCGUACAAAUAUUCAAUGCAUUUAUAUAUGUCGAUCAAAAUCAAAGAGUAAAUACUUCGAACAGCAUUACACAAUCCUAAUAUUAAGUGGGUAACCAAGGAAAAUAUAAUAUAUUACCGUUAGCGUUAAUAAAAGUUGCACUUUGUCUUUUGGGCUUCAAAGUACGCACAAAUAUAUUUAUCGUUGUAAUGAUAUUAAAAUCUUAUCUUAUGGAUUGAAACUUUGCCUAUUAACUAUGAUCGACAAAGCGCAAACAUUACUCCCAACAAAGCCAAUGUAUUAAGCAAUACAUAUAUUUUUCGCUCGCUCGGCCUUUGGUUUCAAAGUAAAUUAAUGCAAAACCCGGUCGAAUUGCAUUCACGCGAGCUAAUGUCUCGAGACACUGGUCAAGUGUUUUUUGAUCAGGGUUCAUCUGAAACUUCUUUAGCAUCACUCUGAAUCAUUCCUCGAGGACUGAACAAACAGUGUAUAUCGGCUUGUGACGGUUGUCGCCUCAGGCGUUUUGAUAUACGCAGAUUACUUGUUUUCGACAAGACGCUUAGACGCCCGACAACACAAAUGUCAAGCGCACAUGACGAGUCACAAGCUGAAAUUUCCUACUGACUACUGUAAUAUUUUGAAUUGAUGCUUAACCCAUGGAAGCGUAAAAUACACCCUGUAUUGUAGACUUGCCCACAAGUCGAAAACUGGACUUGUAUUGGUGUAUUGGAAAACGAGCCUUAAUAAAUAACUCUAUUCCUGUCAAGUACAAGAUUUUGUACUCCUGGGAAUUUACAGUAAAAUAGGUUAAAUAUAGCAUAAGUGCAUACCUGCAUAAAUGACUAAUUAGUAAAUUAUACACUUCUAUUCUGUUUUAUACGCCCCCAUGUGUUCAUCAUAAUAAUAAGGCAUUCAAAUUCCAACAAAGGCUUGAACCGCUUGGAUUUCAAAAGGUAUUUUUUAAUAAGUUGUGUGAAUUAUAUCAUACAUAAUAACAUAAACACUGGGCUAAUUACGCAUUCUGUUUACUCUGUCCAGCAAAGCAAGACAAGCUUUUGCUAAUUCUCAUCCACUGUUUAUCCAAAUUUAACCAAAAUUUAAUCAGUUUGCCCUUGUCAGCAAUUCCAUUAGUCGCACAAAUUUUCGUAUUAGUACCUUUGAUAUUUUUUUAAGUUGUCCUGCUGAUAGACAGAUACAUAUUAACUAUGUGCAGAGGGGGUUGGCAUUUGAAAAUGAUCAUUAUUAAUUAAGUGAUGCAGCUCACAGGUACCCUGGUUGCAAGCUCACAGGGUGCAUAAAUUCAAAUUUAGGGUAACUUCUAAUUGUAUGAACAAAUAUACAACUGAAAGAAAAAUGUUUAAAUUAAGCAUUAUUCAAGUCUGCAUAUUAAAGAUGUAAAAUGGCCAGCUUAAAUACUGCAGAGCAACGUUAUGUAUGGCUAAUUUGAAUAUGCAAGGGUGUACAUUUUUUUUAUACACCCUGCAGAACCUUGCCCUCUUUUGAACUUUGUUAUUUGCUUUGCUUGGCUGAACACUUAUGCCCGUAUUCUAAAAGCUCACUCACACUCAAUGAGUGGAGGUUCAAUCUGAGCUUCUCUUGAGCGUCAAUGCUGCUUUUGAAUAGCUGGAGGGGUGUUACAUAUUUGUUUUGUUAUUCUGACAUAUGUUAUUUAAGUCUUGUAAUUACUGACACGUAUCCGAGUCAGUGGAUUGAAGCUCAACCGAAGCAAAUGUGUCUUUGCCGUAGAAUCCCUCACAUUUCUGGGACACACCCUUUCUGCUAAUGGUGUUAAGCCUGAUCUCUCCAAAGUUGAAGCAAUCGUCAACAUGCCAAUUCCUGAAUCGAAAGGUGAUCUUCAACGAUUCUUGGGUAUGGUGAAUUAUCUGGGUAAAUUUGUCCCCAACCUCUCUCAAACCACCACUCCGCUUCGUGAAAUGCUCAAGAAAGAUGUUCAUUUUGACCUCCAGCAACCACAACUGGACGCCAUCCAAGAGCUGAAACGUUUGGUCACUUCACCUCCAUGCCUCAAGUUUUAUGAUCCAAACCUGCCUACUCGAUUGAAACCUGACGCAAGUGCUGAUGGUCUUGGUGCCCUCCUUGAACAAAACCAUGGUUCAGACGAUUCUCCCCAAUGGUUCCCCAUUGCCUAUGCAUCUAGAGCAUUGUUACCAUAUGAAAGGAACUAUGCACAAAUCGAAAAAGAAACCCUCUCGAUUGUAUUUGGAACGGAACGCUUUCAUGAGUACCUCUACGGUCAUCACUUCACUGUAUUCAAUGAUCAUCAACCACUCAAGUCAAUCUUCAGUAAAUCCAUCACUCAAUGUCCACCAAGAAUACAGCGCUUCUUCAUGAAGCUUCGAAAGUAUGACUUCGACCUUGAAUAUUCUCCUGGAAAAACCAUGGUCGUCUCAGAUGCACUCAGCAGGGCCUACCUCAACAACCAAUCAACUGAAAUUGAUCAACCUGAUUUGAUUCACUGUAUCCAAUUCACUUUCGACAACCUUCCCAUCAGCGAUGCUCGCCUGACUGAAUUUCAGAAAGAGACAGCCUCUGACACUACAUUACAGCAACUCAAGGAAUACACUCUUAAAGGAUGGCCACAACAACGUGACAUUCCUCAAACAGUCAAGCCAAGAUCUUGUUUCUAACUGUUCACUUUGCCUAACCUACAGAAACAAGCAACAGAAGGAAACUCUGAUUCAACCUACGGUUCCGAAUGCACCAUGGACAAAAGUUGCCUCAGACCUGUUUUCCCUUUAUGGACAUGACUACGUUAUCAUUACGGACUAUUUCUCAAAGUACAUUGAAAUUGAACGACUCACCGACAAAUCGAGCGCCACUGUGGUUAAUAAAAUUAAGAAGAUUUUUACUCGACACGCCAUUCCUAAAGAGCUCUGUUCCGACAAUGGUCCAGAAUACACAGCGGCAUGUUUCAAACAGUUUGUCAAAGAAUGGGACUUUAAACACACUACUUCAAGUCCUCACUUUUCGCAGUCCAACGGUUUCGUGGAAAGAGCAAUCCAAACUGUUAAGAAGAGUUUGAAAAAAGCACAUGAUGGCAACAAGGACCCUUACCUUGCCUUGUUAGUCCUCAAUACCACUCCUGGAAACGACAACAAGUCACCAGCUGCGCGCCUCUUCGGUCGUCAACCACGUUCCACAUUGCCUUCCCUAAUCCAACCUGCAUUUCCUCCUCCCCCUCCUCCCAAAGACACCCGAGCGAAGACAAAAGAAAGAUAUGAUCAACACGCUAAAGAUCUACCUGAUAUCCAACCAGGAACUGUUGUUCGAAUCCGUGCGAAGGAAGAUGAGAAAUGGAAUCAACUUGGUAAAGUCGUGGAGAAGUGUGCCGAGCCACGGUCCUAUCGUGUCCUCAAUAGUGAGCUUAUAUAAGGUGGCUCGAUAUAGUCAGAUAUAGUUAUCACGAAAACCCUGCUCAAGAAUCGCGAACUCAAAACCGGGUGACCAUUUCUACGCGCAGGUCGCGGAAACUGAUUAACAAAAUGACAGAACUUCCAAAAUUACCUGACGUAAGCAGCUGCUCGCGCCAUCUCACGUCAUUUCGCGUGUUCUAUAUAGCGUUUUAUGUCAAUUGCUGACGUCAUUAGAAUUUUCCAUUUUAGAAAAACAAUGCGCUAUAUCUCUUUAUUUUGUCUGGUGACCUAUGUUCAAAUUUUGCAUGCUGUAUUGCACCGCUAAAAACUUUCAUUAUACAAAAAAUAAAAAAAUUCUGUAAUGCCAAAAAAAUUUUACCGAAGAAUAUGACAUUUUCGCAUUUUCCAAAAAAAUGGCAUUACAGAAUUUUUUUAUAUUUUGCUAAUUGUUAGCUUUUCGUCCAAGUACACAAUAAUGCAAGAAAAAAAAUUGGGGGUCACCAUGCUUCUUUUCCAACUAUACGAGACGAAAGGCCAUUUUGGAGUGUAUUUUGUACACGUAUGUCGUCAUAGCAACGAACUAUCUGUUACUAAAACUAAUAUAAUUUGAAAGUAGAGAUAUCGAAAUAUAUAAAAAACCUAAUAUCUGCUGAAUAUAUUCUAAAAAUGCAUAGUUUGAACAAUUCAAAGUGUUGAACACCUGAAUUUUGAAAACUGUAUCGAGCCACCUUAAGCAAUUGACGUUUUUGACAACACGGACGUCGACCGGAAGUAAAGUUGACGUUUUUCACCAAUCACAGCCCUUGACCCAGUCUUCUGACGUUACUCAUGCCGUUCGUGUUGUCAAAAACGUCACUUGCUUAAGCUCACUAAUGACAAAGGAAACAUUGUGAGACGCAACCGCCGCCACCUUAUCCCGUGUAAGGACAGAUUCCAGAUCCGGAAUGACUUUGAUUAUGAUGAUCUACAAGUGACAACUCGACCCAGUUCUCCAGAACCACCAAACGAAAUCGUCACAAGAUCUGGUCGAGUCGUUCGAAAACCGUCUAGAUAUAGCUAGACAAAUAAACGUUCAUUCACGCAAACUUUAUUAACUUUAUAUUUGUUUAAUCUCCAACGGGAGAUGUUACAUAUUUGUUUUGUUAUUCUGACGUAUGUUAUUUAAGUCUUGUAAUUACGUCAUACAAUGCGUUCGCGCCAAAUAUAUGUUUUUAUAUUCUCUGUCUUAAAAACGUGUGUAUUCAAACAGAACAAGGGGUAGUGCCAUAUGUUACUAUGUGUCCUAUGUGACUGCUCACCCUCCUGCUAUUCAAAAACAGCAUUGAUGCUCAAGAGAAGCUUAGAUUGAACCUCCACUCAUUGAGUGUGAGUGAGCUUUUAGAAUGCGGGUGUUAAACUUACACUGCAGGGGGUGGAAAAAGUAUCGGAACCACAGGAAUUCCUAGAAAAUAUUUCCCCAAGAAAGAAAAAUUGUAAUAAUUCAGAUAAAAGGAGAAAUUCACACCAUGUAAUAGACUUUAGUAGAAUCAUACUAGUAUACUAUUGCAAAUCUGUAAUUUGAUUCUCUACUCACGAUAGAUAGCAAGUAGCGAAACAAUCAUUAUCCUGGCGCAUAGUUUUAAAAAAAAUGGCAAUAUUUUAAGGAAUAUUGUGGAAUAUUUUAUGUUUGAUCUCUGAUCCUGAUGAAACAAUUGGAUCACUUGCUCUCAAUUUCUAUGAGGUGAACAUUCGGUCGAACAACAGGACGCAUGGCAAUUCCUGUCAUUCAAUGUGGAAUGAGCGACUAGGGAUGAGUCAGCGAUGUUUGAACAAUGUUUCACCUGUGCAAUAAACACUUGAACGGGUGGAUGAUUUUUUAAGAUUUAAGUGGCAAUUAAACUCAACCGAUGAUUUAGAAUUAUUAAUAUAUCAUCAACUGUUCAUCUAUCUACUAAGAUAUUAGUGAGUUAAUAACAACUGACAAGGGCAUGCAACGGCAAGUGAUUACCAACAAUAGAAUUUUUACUUUAAUUAAGACAAAGGCGACUGUAAAUUGCCCUGGAGCAUUUUAGUAUGUCGUAGACGUAGUUAAAACUGCUACGUUAUUUACAUCAUUUUUGCGGCUCAUAACUAUGCCUGCCCAACAGUUAAAAUGUUCAGAAUCAUGUGGGGUGUUUUAUGUGAAUUCACUGACUAUUUAUAAUAAAAAAAGAUCAUUACUUUUAAGAGGAAAACAAAGUUUAAUAAUGUAUGCUUUGGCUUGCAUACUAAUAUGUAAGUAAUUUUGUUUUCUGCCGGUUGCCAAUUAAAUUCUCUAAUGUCUUGAACAGGGGAUACCAAAUAUUUUUUAUAUCCUAAAUCUUAGUUGCAUAGUAAAGCAUUGGAAUAAGAAACUUCGAUUCACACCACGGUCAAUUUUCCCGCUUGCCCGGGGUGGAACCAGCGUCAUCUACAAUCAUUCGCAUGAGUCAUGAUGAGAAUCAUUAGAUUUCAAGGUUCAUAUACCUUCAUAAGCUAAAAAACCCAGGACCUUCAAGGACUUUUUUCUUUUGUUUUCCAGGGAUAUUUGAAAUAUGGCAAAAGUAAUUUUGAUAAUAAGCCGGGCAGGUUUUUCACCAAUCUCUAGGGCAACAUAGUUAUUCCAAUUAGAAAUACCUUAUACACCUAUCAAUGUUAAGCCCCAGAGGGGGUGGGCAUAUAUGGGGGAUUUGAUCGAUCUUUGUCUCCCCACCCUCGGGAAUUUGAUCCUUAUUUUCGUCCCGAGGGUGGGGAUAUUUGAAUUCAGUGAUCAGUAGUGAAUAUUUGAAACUGGAAGUUGCGACCGCAAAGAAGAGCAUGUUUUAAAGCCUGGGACGAAUGACUUCGCUUCCAUUUUGAAGGAAAUUUCCUUUUCGAAGGAAAUUUUAACUAAUUUUGAAGGAAAGGAAAUUCGAAUCUGAAGGAAAUUUCGGAAGAUUGAAGGAAAUGUGAAGGAAAUUGUCUUAUUUCUAAAAAAUCCUAAUACGGCAAUUUCCAAGGAAAUGCGCUUCAAAAUAUGCUGAAAAUCCUGUCCCUUUUGACUUAGAUUUCCAACCCCACAGUGGGGAAUUUGAUCACAUUUGACUUCGAUUUCCAGCCCCACAGUGGGGCUUUUGAUCGAAAAUUUGCACAAAAAGCAAAAUCCCCCAUAUAUGCCCCCCUCCCCCUCUGGGGCUUAACAUUGAUAGGUGCAUUACUGCACUGGUUUUCUUGUUUCGUGUUCUUUUGAAUAGGGAGUAGGGACAUCAAGUACUUUCAGCAAACUGCAUGUUGUUUUUGUGACCUUGUAAAAUACUGUGUAAUGACAUUGUCAAUCAUGUUGCUCUAAAUCAGCAAUUUAUCCUGCUGCAUUUACAGCAAAAAUGUUGACAAAUAUUGACUUCCAAUUUCAUGAUAGCGAAUAAGCCAUGUCUUAAUUGUGGCCAAAUUAUGGGUCACUGCUGAAGCCAUCUCAACAAAAUAUAAUGUGGGUUGGGGACGGACCAUAAGACUUGAUGGGAGGGGGGGGGGCUGCUUACAGCUGCGUAUGUAAUUGUUUUCUUAUGUCUUUUUUUGUUUUUAAAAGUCCAGAAUGGGGCCAGAAAGGGAUCCAGAAUGGGGGUCCACGUUUUCUCAACCCCCGAAUUUAACUUAUUUUCUGAUAAAUCUGCCCGAAUUUUCUUGAUUUUUCCUAGUAUUUGCCCGAAUUUCUAUGGUUUUCCAAAAUUUUUGGGAGGCAGUUGCCCCCCUCCCCGUCUCGUAUGCCCGUUUAAUGUCACAAAUUAUGGCGCGUACUGUACUGCUUUUUAAAAUACAGUGUGUGACAGUCUUUCUUGUCUUUCAGUACUCGUGUAAACGUGACUAAAAUUAAUAGAAAAUUACACUAGUUCUUGAAGUAUUAAUGAAAAACCAUGUGUUGUGUUUGGCACAAUAUUUAGAUUACCGCUCAAAUAGUUUCGCCAAACAUGUGUGCAAUUUUUCAUUACAGUCAAUGUAAAUAGUUCUCGAACCGUGCAAUUUCCUGUUACACAAUUAUGCAAUAAUUAUCGCCUAAGAACCCUGAGAUAUUAUCAUUUAUUCAUUUCAGCAAUGGACACGCAUAUAACAGAAAACAACAACGUAGAGGACAUAUUUACCUUUGGAAAUCUAUUUCAACAAGAUCUUCCACAUGCCUAUAUCCUCCCAGUAUAUCCAAGCUCCUUCAACAAAGUAUUUCGUUUCAGAAAUGAAAACAAAUACAGAAUUUUCAACAUUCCCAAGGAAUCAAACGACUCGAAACGUUUCCUAGUGCCCCUCCGCAACUGUUGUGUUGCUGGUAACGAACUGCCUAUCUUGGUACAUACACUACCAAGUGAGUUCCUCUCAUCUCAUUGGAAGGAAUGGUGCCCACAUUUUGUUGAACCUGUGGUGAAAACUAUUGAUGAAGGAAUAGCAGAUAAAAAUACUCUUAUCACAUUGUUCCCACUGGAAGCGAUACCCGACGAAAAACAUGCGGUCGAAACAAACAUGCAUUAUAACAUUCUGAAGAAAGUUGCAGUUGCUGAAACUGGUGCACCAUAUCCAAAAUAUUACACUGAAGAUAACAUUGAAUUUCCUUGUAUGAUCAAGGUACGUGUUGAGUUAUAUCCAGUGCAUGUAAUUAUACCAGAAAACAAGUAAACCUACCAUACCUUAAAUAGUUUUGUUUGUGGAAACACCACGUAAAUUUAUUACUGCAAAGCUUUCGAUCCGUAAGCCCGGAUCUUCAUGGCUAUUAGUAAAACACGGAGCACGGAGCACACGGAGCACGGAGUACGGAGCACACGGAGCACGGAGCACGGAGCACACGGAGCACGGAGCACACGAACUACGGAGCAGUAGAAAAACGAAAAUCCUUUAUAAUAAAAUACACUGUUUACUACAAAUUUUUAUUACAAAUUUUUGUUCUUAUUAAUAAAGUUUUUUCGCGUUUUACACGUUGAGGAAGUAGAAAAAUGUGGCUUUUACUGCACAUAUGAUGCAAAACUGCCAAAAGCCAUAGUAUUUAAAAUAGGAUUGUGCCUGUGAAACUCGUCACAUAUCUAUCAAGCUUAUGAGUUAUGUAGUUAUAUCAGUAUAUUCCGAUGGCCAACGCAUUAAGAAACACUUAGAGAACAGCCGAUAUAUUUCGUUACCCCUGCCAAAAAAUAGCCAAGUACUCAUCUUUCAAUGUAGCGGAUCGACUGAACAUUAUAAAAGCUUGUCAUGGAGAGAAGUGAAUUUUCGGUUUAUCCUUCGUCCCAUGAGUGACCAGUGAGCAGUGUGCUGUACGGCCUACGCCGGUUUAAACCGUUAUACAUAAUUACUGCUUUCAUUCUUUCAAUCCGUUUUGAAUAUUCGGAAUCAUUCACUAUUAUAUUAUAAAACUGUAUAAGAUAGCUGUAGAACUAUAAACGCUGUAGACAGUGUAGAAUAAAAUAAAUAAAGAAAACUACGUUUUAUCGCGGUAUUUGCCGAUAAAUCGGUAACCGCUACAAAAAAACAGAACAAAUUACAGUAAAUCACAACAAACCGCGGAAGUGGGACAAUUUUUGUAUUUUUACUGUAAGACAUGCAGAACAUGUACGAAAUCCAUACAGAAGCGUGUGUGUAUUCUAUACUUUUGAAACAACUAAAUCAGACUUCGGAAAAUUUGACAGUAUUAAAGCUACUUUUGAGAAUUUAGAUUUUAGGUCUUUGUUUUACAUGUACCCAGUAAAUAUUUUCAGUGAGUUUUGAACUCUGAUUCUCACAAGCUUACAAUUUGUUUACAAUUUACUCUGGCUCUGCCGUGCUGCACGGCAGAGUUGAUCGGAAUUGUAACAAAUACGCGUACACUUAAAUGGCUUCCUGAAUUUAGUCAAUCAGAUGUGUAAAAAUUACUCGUUUCAAUAUUAUGUUUAUGCUCGAAACUGCUCAUGUUUACAAUAGCAAUUCUAACAAUUUUGCCCUCCUUUUCGCCUUUGAGGCGUUGGUGUUGAUUUAUACACAAAAUUCAAAACUCAAAAAUAUUUACUGGUCUGGGUACAUGUAAAACUAUUUUUCCUCUCCCCUUCGCAAUGAAAAUAAUAAAAAUAAACCUCUGGAACCAGGGUAAUGUAAAACGAAGACCUAAAAUCUAAAUUCCCAAAAGCAGCUUUAAUACGGUCAAAUUUUCCGAAGUCUGAUUUAGUUGUUUCAAAAGGAUAGAAUACACACACACUUCUGUAUGGAUUUCGUACAUGUUCUACAUGUCUUACAGUAAAAAUACAAAAAUUGUCCCACUUCCGCUGUUUGUUGUGAUUUUAAUACUGUAAUUUGUUCUGUUUUUCUGUAGCGAUUACCGAUUUAUCGGUAAAUACCGCGAUUUGAAAACUUACUUUUCUUUAUUUAUUUCAUUCUACAGCAUUUAUAGUUCUACAGCUAUCUUAUACAGUUUUAUAAUAUUGUGAAUGAUUCCGAAUAUUCAAAACGAAUUGAAAGAAUGAAAGCAGUAAUGAUGUACUGUAUAACGGUUUAAACUUAGCCGGCCGUACAGCUCACUGGCACUGCCACCGGUCACUGAGCCGAAGGAUAAACCGAAAAUUCACUUUUCUCAUCACAAGAUUUAAUGUUCAGUCGAUCCGCUACAUUGAAAGAUGAGUAUACUUGGCUAUUUUUUGGCAGGGGUAACGAAGUAUAUCGGCUGUUCUCUACAGUAAGUGUUUCUUUAUGUGUUGCCCAUCGGAAUAUAAUAUAACCACAUAAGCUUGAUAGAUUAAGAUAACGAGUUUCACAAUCCCAUUUUAAAUACUAUGGCUUUUGGCAGCCUGGUUUUGCAUCAUAUGUGUUUUUCAGUAAAAGCCCCAUUUUCCUACUCCCCCAACGUGUAAUACGCGAAAAAAACUUUGUUAAUAAUAACAAAAAAUUGUAAUAGUAAACAGUGUAUUUUAUUAUAAAGGAUUUUCGUUUUUCUACUGCUCCGUACUUCGUGUGCUCCGUACUCCGUGUGCUCCGUGCUCCGUGUGCUCCGUGCUUUACUAAUAGCCGAUCUUCAUCAGUGCUAAUAAUAUUUAAUUCACACGCUUUUUUGUGAAUUAAACAAGUCACAUAUUAUUAGCACUGAUGAAUAUCCGGGCUUACGGAUCGAAAGCUUUGCAGUAAUAAAUUUACGUGGUGUUUCCACAAACAAAACUAUUAUAUUUUUCGCCAUGCAAACAUACAAAGAACUUACUACAAUACCUUACUAUAUCCAAUUUUAUCCUAUACAAACUUAUCCUACUUUGACCCAGUGAACUCCAUGACUUUUAUCUGGAACGAUAACAUGCGGGAGAAACGUGAAGUCAAUGCCAACGCCACUUCACGCACCAGUUGUUGCAAGCUGCAAACACGUUGUUACAAAUCUGUUCACAAGUUGUCUUCGCACUGCUUGUUCCAAGUUGUUGUAACAAGUUUGGAACAAGCUGUUAACAACUUGGAACAAGCUUGAUGGCAUUAUCAGACUUGUAGCAAAGUUGUUCUAACAAGUCUGAUAUUACAGUCAUGAUGUAACAAGAAUGUUACAAGGUUGAUGACACAAGGUUGUAACAAUAUUGUUAUAUCAUGACUGUAUCGGACUUGUUGGAACAACUUUGCAACAAGCCUGAUAAUAUCAACAAGGUUGUUACAAAUCGUUAACAGCUUGUAACAAACUUGUUGACAACUUGGGACAAGCAGUGUGAACACAACUUGUUGACGGCUUGUUGGCAGACUUGCUAUAAGAUGCGAGUUUUUACAUGUGUAACGCCAGCGUGAUGACGCGUGCUGAUUCGUGAUAGACUGCGCGGUGAUGGGGUAUAAGGGGACUGAAAUUGACGUACUACAUGGCGUGGCGAUGGACCGCGCGGUGAUGGCGUAUAAAGAGACCAGGGCGCUAUAAAACACGGGCGGGGAAACCCGCUGAUCCAUGUGUGAUGCGGAUGGGGCUGGCGCGAGCGCGCUCAUUUUUCAAAAUGAAAAGAAAAAAGGAGCGAGAAAUGGCAGAAAAAAUUACAGAAAGUUUUAUAGGAAAGCAUCCUUAUACAAGAGAUAAGAAUUGCUUUUUUUUAAUGAAAUUUAUAGUGUCCUAAUGCUAGAUUAAUGGACAAUAAAUGUCUCAUAUUAAUUAUCGACAAAAAUGACUAAACUAAUAUAUAUUCCCAUUUUUUCUGUCGCAAGUGUAAAUUUUUUUCAUCAAAAUUUUCGAGUUUGAAAGGGCGCAUUUUGGCUUUAAAUUGGCCUUUCACCAUGGAUAAGUUGGCAAAAGUUAUUUUGAAAUCAUCAUCCUCUUCACCAUUUAAUGGCCAUUCUAAUACAUAUAGUGAGCGAAUGGACUUUUUGACUUUUUGCUAUAUUUAAUGUUUUCUACAACCUAUACUGUACUUCUCUCGCCCGGCCCGGAAGAAAGACUUGCAAAUUUAAAACAACAUAUUAACAAAAACAUAAUAUAUAUUGCCCCUUUUGCUGGCUAGAGACUAUACAGAAGCCCGACUUCUUGGUUUUUCCUAUGAUUUUGACGUAAUUGUAAUUCGUCAUCAAAAUGCUGACGCCAUGGUCCUAGCCAGUGCGCUUAUGAGAGGCAUUCACCCCCCUGAUAAUAUUCAAAAUGGCGGACAUCAAGGGGGGAAUGCCUCUCAUAAGCGCACAGGCUAGGACAUUGAACUAUAAGUAAACUUAUAGUUCACGUUUACUUAUAGUUCAAUGGGCUAGGACCAUGGCGUCAGCAUUUUGAUGACGAAUCAUGGCGUGGCAGCGGUUACGCUUUUUUUGGGUGAGUCGACUUUCUAUGUGUCUGUAUUCUGUGGUUAUCGUUCCAGGUAGAGUAAAAUAAAUUGAGUUCACUGCCUUGACGUUCCUUAUUCCACUUCAUUCUAAUUGAGCCCUAUCUAUCCUAACUUAUCACAUUCAUCCUAUUACACAAUCUUAUUAUAGCAUGUCUUAUUUAACAUCAUUAUUUUAUCAUCUCACUUUUGAAUUGAUUUUAAUUGGGCUCUUUGCUAGGGAAUGGCCGUCUCCCCAGAGUGUUGCUACAACUCCCCAAUAGAAGCAUCAUUCUGCCUCCGUCGUGUCCCACGCAGCAGUGCCACUUACUCCCCCAUGUGCCAAUAGCUUUACGAAAGUAUAAUCUGAACCUCCCUAAUACCUUCUUGUGUAAUUAUGUUUAGAUUGAUCAGAGCCUCAGUGGUAUGGGCAACUAUGUGACGCGAAAUCGUGAAGAAUUUGAAAAAACCUCGAAAAUGGUCAAGAAUAGAUUUGGAUUGGAUUCAGAUUACGUCAUUUCAGAAUAUAUCCAAGACGUACAAAGCACACUUGACUGUGGGUUCUACGUGACGAAAUCUGGACGCAUUAUCAACAUUGGAGUUCAGGAUUGCAUUAUGGAUAAAUUUUCAAACGAUGGUGGAACAAUAGACUGGGACAAACAAGAGCAGUAUAAGGAGCGACUCUAUGAUAAAUUUGUGGUGCCGGUCGCCAAAUACCUACACGAGAAAGGCUUCUUUGGAGUAGUAGGUAUCGACAUAGUUACGAGUCCUGGUGGAGAUUAUCUGGUCGACUUAAACCCGCGUAUUAAUGGCAAUACAGCAUAUCUAAUGCUCGCAGGAAGCAUGGCGAAAUUUGGCCUCUCAAAGUCUUUUUUCGCAAUAUCUUCAAGUUUCGAUGGCACAAGUGAACAAUUGGUGAAGAAAGCGAAUUCUAUCAACGAGAGGAAAGAUGGUGGGAGAGUUAUUGUUAUGGCUGCCACUGACGAAGGAGACAAAUGCCAUGCAAGCGUUUCAGUGUUUGGUGAUACCAUGGAAUUGGUAAAAUCUUUAUACAAACGACUUGGUGGCAAGGAUUGA